GCGGCACGGAGGGCGGCGCGCGCCGCCGCCGCGAGCGCCGCGGGCUGCGCCGCGGGCGCCGGGCGCCGUGCCGACGGCGUGGUGCGCGCGGCGCACGAGGCGACACUGGUUGGCGGCAGGCGCAGCAGCUUGGAGGCGUCGUGCACCAUGCUGAAGGAGAGGCUGCCGGCCACGCGGUGGAGAAGGCUUCCGAGCGAGUCGCCUUCGCUGCGGGCUUCCUGUGCUGUGCGUCCGAGGUGGCCGCCGAGCGCAUCUGGGCCGCGCGGCUUCCGCUCGCCCGCGCAGUGGCCGGGCAGGGCGCCACCGUGAGCGCAGCAGUGCCGCGGAUCUGAGGCGGUCGGACUCGUUCCGCCGAUCCCCAGGGGAGGCGUUGACCGUUGAGUGUGGCACGUGUUCGCCAAUUCGUGCCGAGGCCUGUGGCACGCCCCAAAGUGCCGGGGGGGGCACGGCGGCGGAGUUGAGCGCCGUGGUGCCUGCAGAGCGGGCAGCACCUGCCUCGUGUCGGUCUACGGGCUCCCUGACCGCAGCGCGGGCCACGCAGUCUUGGCACGUCACGCGGGCGCCUCUGCUCGACGUGUAGACUGUGAGGCAGGGUUGCGGUUGCGGAGAUCUGCAAUGAGCCGUGCUCGGUUGGCUGCCGCGCAGGUGGCUCACGGGCCCUUCUUGCGCCGAGAGCUGUCAUGCGCAGCGUGAGCUGUCUUACACUCGUGCCCGUUGUCUGACGCGAGUGCGAAC
Molecule: messenger RNA, 735 nt
Organism: Prorocentrum cordatum
Lineage: Eukaryota; Dinophyceae; Prorocentrales; Prorocentraceae
Source: the annotation of a GenBank genome assembly